This is a messenger RNA of Prorocentrum cordatum, 441 nucleotides long. NCBI's taxonomy places the organism in Eukaryota, Dinophyceae, Prorocentrales, Prorocentraceae. The record is from the annotation of a GenBank genome assembly.
AUGAGCCAGGUGCACGGCAGCUUGAACAUGCUCGCCACCGGCACCACCAGCCUCGCGGAGCUCGAGCCCGACCUCCUCCCCGGGCCGUUUGGGCUGCACGGCGCCGCCUCCAUCAGGCAGAGGACCGAGCCGAGCCGGCAGAGGACCGAGUCCGAGCCAGACUCGCACGCCUACCAGGGCGGCGUCGAGGACCGGACGGCCUCCUCGGCGACCACGCGCAGGAGCCUCCGCGGGCCGCGCUCGCCGGCGACGGCAUCGGCGAGGGCCCGCGGCUCUACACGUGCACCAUCCAUCGCAAGGCGUGCGUCGGGCGCUUUUUCAUGUUCUGCCAGCGACACCAACGACCUCGCGUUCCUGAUGGCGAAGAUUGCCCGCGAGGUCCGGCAGUCCAAGGAGGCGACCGAGAGCGAGCGCCAGGCAUCGGGCGAGGCGAGCGUCUGA